AGCAAAGGCAUUUGUAUUUUUUUUAAUAUUUGUUGAAGUAAUGAUCAGCUAUAUUUACCCACACCACGUUAUUCUGAGAUAUGUGACAUGCAAAAGAUCACAAGUGAAGAUGAUGCAUGGGUACUCAAAAGGACGGGAAAUUUCGUAUAUUUAUGACAACAUCUAAGGCAGGCCACGUGGUUUUGCUUCAGACUAGGCUAUUCGACUGCAGCUGUAGACAAAAGGAUUACUACGAGAACGAGAAAACAAUUAAAACAUCAGAUCUGGUUAGACACCACAGGUGGGAAUAAAGUUCAAAACAACUAAUGAAUUGUCGUUUUGUUUAAGUGUAGAGACCUUCAAAGCUUCAGGACAAAACUUUGAUCGUCGAAGAAGAGCAUGAAACCUUGGUUUGGGGCAUGUGAUUUACUUCGCAAGGAAAACAACACUUGUGGAAACACGUGUCUUAAGCGAUCUCUAAUUACCACGCGCGGUACUUAGCGUCACAUCAAACGACUUAACUCGCAUGCCGACAAUCGUGUGUGCCGAUGAUCGUUGGUCGAGAGGUCCAGCAUAAAUAAUUCAUCCGAAAUAAUUAACGCCUAUUGUUUACAUGCUUCAUUGUUAUGAAAAUGCAAUAUUGGCAUUGGCCUAUUAUACGUCGACAGGACAUCAGAGCAAUAAUCACGUUCGAUACAAUACGAUCCUGGGUUGCUACCCUAGCGUGGACAUCCUUCACCUCGGCUUGAGUCGCGAGAAAAGGGACGAGAAAGCUGUCAGAGAAGGCAAAUCUCUUCUUCUUUGACAAUCCACAGAGACGGUGCUAAUUCAAACAGUAAAAACACAAAGAACAAACAGUUAAAAACUUGACGAAGCGGAACAUUGCCGCUCGAAGAUACGAACGCUGCAGAUUUUGAAGGCACGGGAAACCACAGAUCCCAAACAACAGCAACCAAGAUCAAUCCACUCUUGUUUGUUGCUUCAAUCUGAUCAGUACAAACGCUGAGAGAAGAGAGAUAGAGAAUCGCUAAAACGGAACAUUGAGGCUGCAAUUACGCUCACCACGCUGUUGCAAGUGGGCCGUAAGACUCGCAAAAUAAGAAACACAAAACAAUAAGAAUACCGAAGAGUAAAGAAUAGGCACACGACAAGUCAAAGCGAGAUUUUGAUACAUGAAAACAAACAAGUUAUUUGGAUUGACGCGGGAAACUGACGAGUGGAGUUUGUCAUCUUAACUACCACAGGAGUCGAGUCGUCUGACCGAGAGAAAUCUAUUUGAAUUACCCAACGUAUUAAAAUAAAAUUAAUCAAAGCCCAAACACGAAGCUGUGAUCUGCUGAAGCAGAACUGACACGGAGUCGCCAUAAAUCCAGGGGGCCUGAUCGACACAAAAGAAAGAAGGAAGCUGCUGCUAAAGUCUCGCUCGACGAUACUGUUCGUUUCUCGUUGAAAGUCAUACGAAGAAGCAUGGGGAAGCAAGAGGAAGGGCAUAUCAAACGACCUAUGAACGCGUUUAUGGUCUGGUCUCGAGGAAAGAGGAAACAAAUAGCCCAGGUGAAUCCGAAGAUGCACAACUCUGACAUUAGUAAGAAACUUGGCGAACAAUGGAAGACAUUAACUCCUGAAGAAAAGGAGCCCUUCAUUGCCGAGGCUAAACGCCUACAGGCCGUACACAUUCAGGAACACCCCGACUACAAAUACAAGCCGAAGCGUCGGAAGCCAAGGACGUUGAAGAAAGAACCACAAGGUAUCUCAAUGUACAGCCCGUAUGGAACAACAUCACUGAUGACGGUUCAAGACAAAUACCAGGCGACCUCACUGACACCGUCCUUACCACAAGGUCCUACUCUCCCGCCUUCAUAUUCGGCUGACACCCUGGCAAUGUACACGAAGCUCUCGGCGACGGGUUCCUACCAUCCGGACUUUCAUGCCACUUCAUACGCUCCUCUACUAUACCAAAGCCAAACGACCAACCCCAACGCAAAUCCCACAAUGAAUGGCCGCCCCAUGUACACGAACGGCAUGGAAUACUAUCAAGGAAAUGGACAUAUUGUGAACAAGCCCAUUCACAAUGCGAAUCCUUAUGUGACGACCAUGCCUAACCAUAUCACGUCUGCUCAGAGGAUGGCCGCAUCACCGGUAGAUGAGUCACGGCCCACGAUGGUAAACUCACCGCCGGUAGUUUCAUCUCCCGGCAUACACGCGUCCUCUCCUAACCUCCACACAUCCGAACGUGUCAGCCCCUCAGUCUCGCAUAUCAAGUCCAUGGCGGAAUCGCUAGGACAACAACGUGUCUGGCAAGCGCAUAAUGCUGCCAGCAGCAAAGACAUCGCCAGCCUACGCGCCGGCCUUGUUCUAAAUAGCUAUUAAUUAAUCAAAGUAAAAUGUGCAGCUAACUUUGUUAGUGGACAAACAAUGUCGCGAAGACAAUCGCAACGUAUCACACACGCACUUCAUCUAUAUCUUUUAACUCAAACUUGACUUGUAUUAAUGUAAAUAGAAGUGUGAGGUAUUUCAACAAGUAUUUAACUGUUCCUUAA
Dendronephthya gigantea is the source of this 2519-nucleotide messenger RNA. RefSeq names its product transcription factor Sox-14-like. NCBI's taxonomy places the organism in Eukaryota, Metazoa, Cnidaria, Anthozoa, Malacalcyonacea, Nephtheidae. Gene Ontology annotation, molecular function: DNA-binding transcription factor activity, RNA polymerase II-specific; RNA polymerase II cis-regulatory region sequence-specific DNA binding. The record is from RefSeq and is a predicted model, not a curated record. Bases 1447 to 2349 code for a protein of 300 amino acids. Gene Ontology annotation, biological process: regulation of DNA-templated transcription; cell differentiation; anatomical structure morphogenesis. The transcript is spliced from 2 exons.